AUGUCGGCGUGGCUCGGCCGGGCAGCGCUGCUGCUGGGGCGGCCGGGGGGCCCCGCUGCACCCUCCUCCUCCUCCUCCCGCCUGGGCUCGUUGCGGGGCCCGCCGCGGUGCUGUUGCCGCCGCCGCCUAGGCUCGCUGCGGGGCGGCGCCGACGGGCUGCUGCCGGCUCGGGGAGCGCCGCCCGGGCGGGCGCUGGGCACGCACCCCAAGAAGGAGCCGAUGGAGGCGCUGAACACGGCGCAGGGGGCCCGCGACUUCAUCUACAGCCUGCACUCCACCGAGCGGAGCUGCCUGCUGCGGGAGCUGCACCGCUUCGAGUCCAUCGCCAUCGCGCAAGACCCCAUAGCAGCUCGGGCAAGCUGUCAGCAAUAUGGGGAGACCCGGGCAAAUCAAGAAUCCAGUGGGGCCUGUUCCUCAGCCCAUUCGCAGGCCUACCACCCGAAGGAAGCAGUUCCACCAUCUAAUUGCCCUAGCACGAAAUAUGACAGGACACACUAUCUGUGGCCUCCGCUGAUGGCAGAGGCUGCGGGGAAACCCUGCCGCUGCCCUCACUGCUGCGCUGAAGGAUGGUCCUCAGAGAAGUUGGAGGUUGCACCACCAUCUCCAGGACAACUGAGACACGUGUUCUUCCACAAUGCAUUACCUUUUGUAGGGUUUGGAUUUUUGGAUAACGCAAUUAUGAUUGCUGCGGGAACCCAAAUAGAAUUGUCCAUUGGAGUUGUCCUAGGAAUCUCAACCAUGGCAGCUGCUGCUUUGGGAAACCUUGUUUCAGAUUUAGCUGGACUGGGUCUUGCAGGUUAUGUAGAAGCUUUGGCUUCACGGCUGGGUCUCUCAAUCCCUGAUCUGACGCCCAAACAAGCUGACAUGUGGCAAACACGUCUUAGUGCACACUUGGGUAAAGCUAUUGGAGUGACCAUUGGCUGCAUUUUAGGAAUGUUUCCUUUGUUGUUCUUUGGCGAUGAGGAAGAAAAACUGGAAGAAAAAAAUUAACGUUUUUACGAGACGUACACAGAUGUAAACUAAUGUACCUCAAUUACUCAAUUAUGCUGUCAAUAUUUAGGAAUUAACAGACAGUAAAAAUGUAUAGACUUGGGAACAAAACCUUCAGCAUGUCAUUUUAUGGAAACACUAAUUUAUUGUGGCUUUGUUGUGUUCAGUACUUCUUUUUACAAGAUACCAUUUAGCUUUCUAUUUAAUGUACAUUUUUGAAGUGUUUUCACUUAUGGCAAAUGAUGUUUACCACUUCCCCUUUUGACAUUAUUCUUUAACAGAUUAUGACUUUAGUAGUCCACUGUGGAUGACAGUAACACUCUUGAGUUGCGUAUUGGUUGCUUAACAGAUGUAAUUGCAUGACAAAAAAUUUGCAGCUGUUCAUCAGGUCCUUCAAUACAGAUUAUUGAGGAGGUCAGUUAUGAGCAAUUUGAAGAUCCCUCACUUGACAAGAAGGCUGAGUGCCCCCUCACCAACUCUCAUUCUGCACUGCCUUUACAUCAGGUAUUUCAGUGAUCAGCAUCAAUCUAAUUUGCUUUCUUUAUAAUUCUGAAUCUCUGAAUUGUCAUCUGAGGUGAUCAUUCUAAUGCCCUGACCAAGGUAAGUGAUUGCAGUGUAAUAUCCUUUCCAAGUUCAUCUUUAGUAGUGUCUUAACUCUGCCUUCUGUACUUCUGUAUUAAUGUCUCUUCUUUCCUUUUUUCUUCCUGAUAAACAAUAACUUGAGAAUUCAGUUGAGGUCUCCUUCAGCUUAUCUUCCUGAGCUUCUCAUGUAUUAUCGAAGAGUUCAGAUUUCCUAAUUCAAAAGCACUUUUUUCUUUCUUUCUUUAAAAAAGUUCUGUUUAAAGUGAGGCGUGAAUGGCUGAUGGGGGCUGCCGAGGCUGGGGAGCCUUUCAAGAUACGAAUGAGUAUUGGCAUUGCAAGUCUGUGAUGGGUGGCUUAAACGAAACAAUAAAAUAUUCAUAUGCUGUCAGUCUGGAUUAGAGGACCUGGUUUGCAGAUUAUAACGUCGGAUUUAUGAUUAAACUUUUUUUUUUUUGCUGUGAGACUUCUGAAAAAAAAGAAAAAAGAGAAAAAAAAAUAAGACUUGAGGCCUUCUUCCUGUUCCUGCCUUUUGUUUUUGCAGUCUUAUUUGAUGUAUUAUAGAUCUGACAGUGCAGUCACAUGUAACUGUGCUUUUUUAUAUGUUCAUAAAUUAUAAUUACAAUUAUCAAGAGAAUUUCAGGAUCCACUUUGCCAAAUAACAAUGCUAAGCUGAUAACUAUUUGUUCAAGGGGGGCUUUCUUACCUCUUUCAAUACCAUUUGGAAACAAGAUUAAAAGAGGGACAGCCUAGGCACUUUGAAAGUUCUGUCACUGGAAUUGUUAGCACUUCUGAAACCAACAAAUAAAUGGUUUAAAAGAAAAUUCCAUCCCAUGAUUUUUAUUUGCUAUACAGUCUGAUUGUAACCUGGACGUUUACAGAGCUCUCUGCUUAUCUUUUGGCCAUAAAUCUGUCUUCUCUGUUCUAAUUUCUAGAAGCCCCUUAAACAGCAGUGCUGAAACUUUGACACCAAGCUUUAAUGAAGGUCACCAUGUUAUAUCUCUUUGUGAAAAGCAGGCUCUGAAAACUUGGAGACAGUAGGCCUGGUAGCAUAUGCUGUCUUUUGUGUGUUAACCUAAUCCUGACCAAACUGUAAAACUGAAAGAAGUCUCAGCUAAGCAAGAAUAACACUAAAUACAGAAGUGUUCUGGCUUGCACUUUCAAGGUGGAGAGCUUUUCUUUAAAAACAACAACAACAGCAACAACAAAGAGGGUCCUGUUAGAAGAUAAUGCAUUUCCCAGUAGUGGGUUUACAGUAUGUCAGUAAUAAGGUUUUUUUGCUUGUUUUUUUUUGUUUUUUUUUGUUUUUUUAAGUUUCAUUUAAUUUUAUUUUUUCAGACGCCCAUGUUUGCCUUGCCUUAAGCUCUGACUUUUCUCCCUGUGUAUUUCUGUUUCUGGUAUGUUUCUAGAAAAACUGUAUGUAUUUUCUUUUCUUUUUUUUAAUUGAAAUGCACAUUAAAACAAUUUUGCAUAACUUUUUUGCAUUUUUUUUAAAUGAGAAUUCCAAUGGUGUUUCCCAUUGCAAUACUUGGCAUCUUCAUUGGAAUCUUUCACAAGCAGCCAAACCUCUUUCUUUGCUGUCAUUCUAACUGGAGCAGUAAUUUCAUCACUCUUUUUCAAAGGUCUUAAGAAUAAUCAGCAGGCUGUGUCAGCUCUUGCUCUAGCGUUCUUUUUAUGAUGGCAAUUGGAAAGCUCAUGUACUAUUGCUCAAUAGUUUGUGCAUGUAAAUUGAUGGCAUUAUAUUGCUGUAUGUCAACCUACUGUAUUUCAACCAACGCCUUUAAGGAGAAUUAAUGAAUACCAUCAAAGAAAUCAGUUGUGUUUUGAUAUCUAUUUGAUAUUUAUAAAUGUGGUGGGUGACACAUGAUAAGAAACCUUGAGUGUUUCAGGUGCUUGUAUGAUGUUACAAUCAAGGUGACUUUUUGGGUUUCAGUAUUUGACAAAUGAAAACUCAUUUGAGAAACAUAGUGGCUCAGAAGGUUGAGAGAAAGCCUUUGCUGGGGCCAAGGUGAAACCCUAAACACAGUAGGGGUGGUUUGCUUCACCUGUGGGAUCUGCUUUUUUGUGGAUGUGCAGUUGUUUCAUGUGAAGUAGAUUUGUGCCACAUCCUAAGGUGUCUCCUGAUAAUGAAAGAAUUCUUUUUCUGGUGUUUAUAGUUGAAAGAAAUCCCCAUUGCUCUGAUCACUGUCUUAAAAAUAUGUAACUGAAAAGACAGAGCAAUAACAAAAGUCUCCUCUUUGUUUUCUGUUGUUUUCUCCUUCCUUAAUAAAAGGAAAUCAGACACUCUCAGAGUUACUGAGCAGCUUUAGUAUUACUCUGUUUUUACUCUGUCAAGCUUGUCCUGAGUUAACAGGAGUUUUUCUUGUUAAAGGGCUGGUAGACAUGAAAUUGUGUUUAUUUUAAAAUACUGUAUUUUAUUGUAACUUAAAAUGUAAGUGUAUUUUCAUUUUUACUGUAUGUUAUCCCUAGGGAGAAAGAAAUGCAUCUGAUAAUGUGGUUACCCAGUUCUACUUGCUGAUAUUUUCUCAUUCGUGUACUUUUACAUAAAUUAUUUGAAUUCCAAAAA
Messenger RNA from Centrocercus urophasianus (Greater sage-grouse), 4135 nucleotides. RefSeq names its product transmembrane protein 65 (gene TMEM65). The transcript is spliced from 8 exons. Gene Ontology annotation, biological process: cardiac ventricle development; regulation of cardiac conduction. Bases 1 to 990 code for a protein of 329 amino acids. Lineage: Eukaryota; Metazoa; Chordata; Aves; Galliformes; Phasianidae. Gene Ontology annotation, cellular component: mitochondrion. The record is from RefSeq and is a predicted model, not a curated record.